Messenger RNA from Pantherophis guttatus, 2402 nucleotides. It is a transcript of the gene LST1, whose product is annotated as leukocyte specific transcript 1. The record is from RefSeq and is a predicted model, not a curated record. NCBI's taxonomy places the organism in Eukaryota, Metazoa, Chordata, Lepidosauria, Squamata, Colubridae. Gene Ontology annotation, biological process: cell morphogenesis; dendrite development; immune response. Gene Ontology annotation, cellular component: membrane.
UACAUCUGUCAGAAGCAGAAAUGCCGCAGAUUCCAAAGAAGGCAGACUGUUGAAGGUAGAUGCUCAAGUGUCUGGAAGGUGAAAGAACCCAAAACUUACAGAGGAGAUUUGGUGAGAUAAGGGGAAGAAGAAGACUUCCCCUAUAACGCUGGCAAUGGGUUCUAUUUUGGGUAACAUUUGUGAGGGUGGAUGUUUGAUUCCAGUCUGGGCAGUGCUUGUAACAGCUGCUGUUGCCGUCUUGUUGCUGCUGGCAAUUGUGGUCCUCUCCAUAUGCCUUUGCCGGGUCUAUAAAAGAGUGAAGAAGCUAAGACUGUCACAGAGCGUGUCGGAAAACACCUAUGAAGCCGAUGUGCAUUACGCUGAAUUACAGAACCUCCCGGCCUCUGGCAGGGGCCAAUGUGAUGGCGGAACCAACCCAGAUGCUCAGAACAGUGACUACGCGACGGUGGCUGUGCUGAAAGAAGAUGCCAGAGAGGAAGAUUUUGGCAGUCACCAGCAAACAGAGGACAGCGGGGUAGAGGAUGGGGUGAGGGAGGAGCAGAUAUCUGUAGAACCAGAGUCAGCUUCAUGUGACUUGGAAUAAGGGAGUCAACCAAGGGACAGAAGCUUUGGGUGUUCCAAAUGGAUGGUAAGUCUCUUCUUGAGAAGCCCAAUUCUACAGCUCUACAGGUAGCCCUUGACUUACAACUAUUUGUUUAGUGACCGUUCAAAGUUACAACAGCACUGAAAAAAUGUGACUUAUCCCCUUCCCCCCCCCACACACACUUAUGACCGUUGCAGCAUCUCCAUGUUCAUGUGAUGAUCAAAGUUCAAAUGCUUGGCAACUCGAGAGCAGGCCAGGGAUGCUUUGCGAGUUGACAUCAUAUUUAUGACAGUGGCAGGAACCCAGGGGUCAUGUGAUCCCCUUUUGUGAACUUCUGACAAGCGAAGGGAAUGGGGAAACCAGAUUCACUGAACAACCGUGUUACUGACUUAACAGCUGCAGGGAUUCACUUAACAACGGUGGUGAGACAAGUGGUAAAAUGGGGCAUAAUCCAUUUAACAACCCUCUCGCUUAGUGGCAGGAAUUUUGGCCUCAGUUGUGGCCGUAAGUUGAGGACUAUCUGUAUUGUUUAUGCACUUUGAGUAUAUAUUCCUACAUCUUCUGGAGGUUCCCUCCCUUCUGGUCUCCAGCCACGACUGACAAAUGGGAUCAGUUUGGAUGUUUGCAGGGAAAACAGAGAGGGAGGAAUAGAGAUUUUUUUCCUCACAAUACGUAGAAUCAUAGAGUCAUCGAAUCAUGAUGCUAGAGAGGACCACGGAAGGCUUCUAGCCCCAAACCAUUUGCCCAAGACAAGAAACCAAAUGCCAUUUCAGACAAAUGAUUGUCCAAUCUUUGUUUUAUAGCCUUGUGUGAUGGAGCCCCCAGAAGACAGGCUGUUCUACUGGUUAAUGUCUCUCAGGGUCAAGAAAUUCUUAUUUCAAGUUUGGAUUUUCCUCUUAUAAAGCUUCCACGCAUUGUUUUUGUCCUAUUCUGGGGGAGCGAUGGAGAAGAAAUCCUCCCCGCCUUUUGUCUGCGUCAACCCUCAAAUACAAUAUUGGAAAUACCUCUCCUUAUCUUUUUCUUUAGCCUAAACAUACCCAGUUCCUUUAGUUAUUCUUAUGAUUUAGUCCAGGGGUGGCCUUUUUAUCACGUGUGGACUUCAACUCCCAGCAUUUCUGAGCCAGCAUGAUCACUUUUGUGUACUCUUCGGAGCAUUUUUGUGCAAAUAUGGUAGAAAAGGAGUAGAAAAGCACUUUAUGGAAAGAUACUGCUGGAAUUCAUUCUGUACUAGUGCUGUAAUUAGUGGCUUUUUCUAGCAGACCACUGAUUAAGAAAGGGACAACCUCCAGAAUUCAGAACUACCCAAUAAUAAUACCCAACACACUUUUGUCAUUCCUUGGACAACAGCUGGCUGUAUUUAUUUUUAUUUCAUUAGUGCCUGAAAGGACAUUUGGAGUUUAAGUGAUAAGAGAAUCUGAGAAGAUACUGCAACCAUCUAAAAGCAAAAGAGCUGGACUCGAUCAGAUUAUAGCUCAUCUAGUUUAGAUUUCUUUUCAUGGUUUCUGGUUUCCUGGUUCCUAAUGCUUUAGAAGGCCUCACGAACAAGACAUGGAAGCAGUAUUGAGAAAUAUACUACAGUAGGCCUCUAAUCUUAAAAUAUUAGAUAGUGCAUUGUGGUUCAUAGGUAUUGAUAGCGUUAUCUUUCUAAGUUUGUCCAAGCGCCUUUCUAAACCAUUGACAUUGAAAACUGUUGUUCCAGCUUUCUGACUUUUGAUAUCAAAAUGUUGAUCUGGUAAGGAACCUGUAUCCCAAGAAACAUCACUGAUGAGAUGCCUGUGGAAUUUUCGAACAAAGAUUUAAAAAUAAACUUGACUGCUUA